Condylura cristata (star-nosed mole) is the source of this 3427-nucleotide messenger RNA. It is a transcript of the gene BNIP3L, whose product is annotated as BCL2/adenovirus E1B 19kDa interacting protein 3-like. The coding region runs from base 99 to 758 and encodes 219 amino acids. NCBI's taxonomy places the organism in Eukaryota, Metazoa, Chordata, Mammalia, Eulipotyphla, Talpidae. Gene Ontology annotation, cellular component: mitochondrial outer membrane; nucleus; mitochondrial envelope. The record is from RefSeq and is a predicted model, not a curated record. The transcript is spliced from 6 exons. Gene Ontology annotation, biological process: defense response to virus; positive regulation of apoptotic process; mitochondrial outer membrane permeabilization.
AGGCGCAGAAAAGGGGGCGGGGGACUCGGCUUGUUGUGUUGCUGCCGGAGAACCAGAGACAGUCUCGCUGUGGCCGCAGCUCCUUUAGCCGCCCGACGAUGUCGUCUCACUUAGUAGAGCAACCACCGCCCUUGCACAACAACAACAACAACUGCGAGGAAGGCGAACAGCCUUUGCCCCCACCAGCCGGCCUCAACAGUUCCUGGGUGGAGCUACCCAUGAAUAGCAGCAAUGGAAAUGAUAAUGGCAAUGGGAAAAAUGGGGGGCUGGAACAUGUGCCUUCCUCAUCCUCCAUCCACAAUGGGGACAUGGAGAAGAUCCUUCUGGAUGCACAACAUGAAUCGGGACAGAGUAGUUCCAGAGGCAGUUCUCACUGUGACAGCCCUUCCCCGCAAGAAGAUGGGCAGAUUAUGUUUGAUGUGGAAAUGCACACCAGCAGGGACCAUAGCUCACAGUCAGAAGAAGAAGUUGUAGAAGGAGAGAAAGACGCUGAUGCCUUGAAGAAAAGUGUAGACUGGGUGUCAGACUGGUCCAGUAGACCUGAAAACAUUCCACCCAAGGAGUUCCACUUCAGGCACCCUAAACGUUCUGUUUCUUUAAGCAUGAGGAAAAGCGGAGCCAUGAAGAAAGGGGGCAUUUUCUCCGCAGAAUUUCUCAAGGUGUUCAUUCCGUCUCUCUUCCUCUCUCAUGUGUUGGCUUUGGGGCUAGGCAUCUAUAUUGGAAAACGACUGAGCACACCUUCUGCCAGCACCUACUGAAGGAAACAAGCCCCUGGAAAAGCGUGUGACCUGUGAAGUGAUGUAUUGUCACAGUAGUUUAUUUGAACUUGAGACCAUUGUAAGCAUGACCCAACCAGCCACCCUAUUUUUACAUAUCCAAGUUCCAGUAACUCUCAAAUCCAGUAUUUUAUUCAAAUUCUGUUGAGGCAUUUUACUAACCUCAUUCCCUUUUUGGCCUGUAAGACACUUUAGAAUUUCCUAACAGAGUUUACUGUUGUUUAGAAAUUUGCAAGGGCUUCUUUUCCGCAAAUGCCACCAGCAGAUUAUAAUUUUGUCAGAAUGCUACUGUCUGUUCCUAGGCCCACCAGACUUAGACCUGCAUCAUUUAUGGUAUAAAUUUUACUCUUGCUAGAUAACUACCAUGUCGUUCUUAAGAUGAGAUCAGGUUAGCAAAUGAUGUAAAAGCUUUGUUGUUUUGUUUUUCAAAACAAAAGCAAGCUUCCCUAAGCUUGAAUUUAUAGUUAUUAAAAAAACAAAAACAAAAACAAACAAACAAAAAAGACACAAGAAAAAAAAUAUAUCCUGGGCAAUAAAAAUUAUUUUAAACCAGCUUUGGAGCCACUUUUUGUCUCCGACCCGUAACGGCGCCUUUCAGCUUGUAGGAAGCGGGCGGUGCACGUGAUCGUUCUGAUGAAGAAGAGUGAUUACUGAAUACAUCAGCAGAUUUUAAUACUGUAUGUUGUAAUGCUGUCUUUUCUAUUGGUUAGGAUCUUUCUGACAAGGAGGUCUCAGGCCUGAAAUACAUGAAAUUGCUUUUGGGAUGUGUGUGUGUGUGUGUGUGUGUGUGUGUGUGUUUGGUAUUUUUAUGUUUAUUAACUGCAUGUGAAUUUUUCAUGACUUUCUUUAAAAAAUUUUUUAUUUCUUUUUUUGUUUGUUUGUUUUCCUAAGCAGCAGCUUUGGAAUGAGUUCCAUAAUAAAUACAGGCUUCAUGCUUUAGGAAGCAUCACUACUACUCUGAAGCCUUUAACCUCUGAAGAUAAUUGUUUCAGAGCUAUUCCAAACUCCUGUGCACUUUGAAAAACAAACUUGGGCUGUGGGAACAGUUGACAAGGUGAAGAGCUGCCAUUGGUUUUCCUCUGAUUUCUCCCUCUUUAGCGUGUGCUGUACAGUCUUAUCAAGGUGGCGCCUGUGGCUCUGUGGGCCCUGAUCCUUUUCUCGUGUAGCCAUCCUCUGUGUUCAAAAUGCCUGAAGCUCCAGAACACUCAGCAGUUUCCUUCAGCCAUAUACUUUUUUGUUUGUUUCUAAAUGUGAUGCUUUUUGACCAAAUUAUUAGAACACAUCAGGGUCCCAUUUAUUGCAAGUAGAUCUGAUUGGAUUUCAGGACACAGUGUGACUCCGAGAAAUACUAGUAUAUGUUCUAUACAUAAAUAAUUACUGUUAAUGAUACAGACAUUACUCUUGCAUAUGUAGGGAUCCUCGUUAAUUUAAACAAGCUACUUACCUAUUAAAUAAAGGGCAUCAGGUUGACUUGAAUAGAAACACUAUGAUAACCAGAUAUUCUUGUUUGCAGAAAUUUUCUUUUCAUACAAAGUUUUGUCAAACUGAUGUGUUUUAGUGGAAAAUAACGAGAGAUAAAACAAUUUGUCUUUUUUCAAAAUAUAGUUAUCUUUAGGAAAGAUUAUUCAAAAUAGUUUUCAGAGUAUUCAACUUUUUCUUUCUAGCAUUUUUUGAUGUACAAAUAAUUUUAAACUUUUUGCCCCUUUUAAACCUGAAAGCACUUGAUUUGCCUUCUGUAACCUAUUUAUUUCAAGUGUUUAUGUCUGGAUUUCUUUGGGAUGAAAAUAAAUCUGAUGACUCCCUGAUUUUAAAAAGCCUGAAUAAAAUUGGAAAGGCUGGUAAAGUUAAGAGCACUAAACAGCUUAACUGCUAAAACAUACAAUUUGUAUUGCAAUCAGUAUCAAUGGCAGGGAAAAGUAAAAUUAGACUUAAAAUAAGAGCAGCUUUUUAUAAGCAACACAUUAACCUCUUUUGAAUUCAGUAGCAGUCCUACCUAUAGUGUGAUUGAACUUGGUUAUAUUUAUUACUUUUCUUAACGUUGAAAUAAAUUUAGUUCUGCCCCUUUCUUAAUAUAUCUGUGAAAUUUUGGAAUCUCAAAACAUGAAUAGAUCACCACAGUAGAACUUACCAUAAGAUGAAAUCAUGCAGUAUUUAUUGAUAGCCCUAACAUAUGGGAUAAAUGUUUAUGUUCCUACCCAGAUUUGUAUUUUAACAAAAACAGAUUGUAUGAUUGGGAAGGCGAAUUCAGCAACUAACAGUUGACAUUUUAAGAUUAAUGUUUAAAAAGCUUUACACCUGUUUACAAUUGGGGGAUGAAUAGGCAGGUUUCUUAUGUUUGAUGGAAACUGGCUUAAGAUAUUUAUAAAUAGAAUCAAAAGCAACACUGCACAAACCUGCACAAGGAAAAAGUGCAUCAAGUUAUUUUGAUUGCAGUAAAAUAUUCACUUUUUAAACAAUGGAAAUUGAAGACUUGGCCAGUCAGUUGAACUUGUACUGAACCAGUUGUUGAAAUGAUUGGAAUUAACUGAGCCAAAGUGUUUAUGCAUUCUUCAUCUAUUUAGUUAGCACUUUGUAUCAUUAUAUACAGUUUACAAUACCUGUAUAACUUGUAGCGAUAAACAUUUUGUGCCAUUAAAGCUCUCACAAACCUU